AUGUCAGUCACACGGCCGACCGAGCUAGACCCUCUGGUCGACCAGUUCCAACACAUGUCAGCCAAGCCUCGGGCCGGCGAUGCGCUUGAAAUGCUCAAGAAGAUCGCAUCCAUGGUGAAACCGAUUAUGCGACUCCGAAACUGGCGGGUUGGCACACUCACCGAAUUCUACCCGUCAGAAGCAAAUCUACUUGGCCUGAACGUCAAUCGGGGCCAGGAGAUCUGCCUCCGCCUUCGAUAUCCCGGGGAUGAAAGGCAGUUUCUGCCGCUAGAGAACGUUGUCGAUACCAUGCUGCACGAGCUGGCGCAUAUCGUCCACGGUCCUCACGACCAGGCAUUCAACGCUCUGUGGGACAAGCUCCGCGACGAGCACGAGGCGCUCCUGAGGAAGGGAUAUACCGGCGAGGGCUUCCUUGGGCAGGGCAAGAGACUAGGCGGGCGACGGGUCCCGCUGAGUGAAAUCAAGCGCCAGGCGCGCGCCGCGGCGGAGAGACGACGUGACCUCACCAAGGGAAGCGGUCAGAAACUGGGUGGCCAGGGGAUCCUGCGAGGCCAGAAUGCGAGGGAGAUCAUUGCCGCCGCCGCCGAGAAGCGAUUGCGCAUCGAGCGUGGCUGUGCGAGCGGGUCGGACAAGGGAACCCAGAUCGCGCAGGAAGAAACGAGUAGAGAGAAAACAACGACCACCAAGGCCAACCAGGAAGAUGAGAAUGAUGCCGCUCUGAUGCAGGCCUUCAUAGAUCUGAUCCAGGAGGAGGAAUGCCAAUUGUUCGGCAAAGGCUACAUCCCCCCAAGCCAGGAGAACCCGGCCGGCGUCAAAGGCACUAUGUCUCCGCCAGGGCUGCGCACAAGCAUCCAGCCCGCUCCGCUUGAUGCCACAGCGCUGAGGGAGCAGCAGAUCCAGAUCGAGCGACAACUGCAGGCUUCUCGUGCUCUUGAGGCGCAAGCCGAGAGAGGACCCAAGGAAAAGCAGCGCACAUCCAUAUCUAACCCUGCACGGAGACCCCCAGACUCGUCAGUACGCCCCACGACGACGACGACGACGACGACGCAACCACAGCAGUCCGAUCCAGAAACAUGGACCUGUGAAAUCUGCACGCUCAUCAAUCCUAUCCAACAUUUGAUGUGCGAUGCCUGCGGCACCGAACGACCGGAAAUCUACUCUUACCUAGGCCAACAUUCUCCUCCGCACCGACCGUUCUCUACUUCGAGCUCAAAUCAGAGUCGGUCCACCACGACCGCACAAUCGCAGGCGAACCCACGGACGACACACCCAGCGCUUGAACCGCGUCUUCCCGCCGCCGAUGCUCUGGCCCGAAUAGAGUCUCAGGCCAGGUCGAAGACGCAGGCCAAACCCAUGGGCUGGACUUGUGCUAGAUGCGGGACCUGGAUGGAGAGUCAGUGGUGGACAUGCGCGACUUGUGGGCGGAUGAAGACGACUUCAUGA
Capronia coronata CBS 617.96 is the source of this 1443-nucleotide messenger RNA. RefSeq lists its product as uncharacterized. The coding region runs from base 1 to 1443 and encodes 480 amino acids. NCBI's taxonomy places the organism in Eukaryota, Fungi, Ascomycota, Eurotiomycetes, Chaetothyriales, Herpotrichiellaceae. The transcript has a single exon. The record is from RefSeq and is a predicted model, not a curated record.